AUGAAGGAUAAGGAAAAGGGCAGAGAUGUCAAGAACUUCAGACCAAUCUUGCCUCUGAUGUGGAAGUUGCUAACUGGUGUGUUAUCAGAGAUGUACAAGCACCUAGAAGAGAAUGAAUUACUACCAGAUGAACAGAAAGGGUGCCGGAAAAGAUCAAGGGGAACAAAAGACCAACUGUUAAUUGAUAAGGGGAUAAUCAGAAACUGCAAAAGAAGAGGAACAGGUUUAGGAAUGGCUUGGAUAGACUACAAGAAAGCCUUUGAUAUGGUACCACACUCGUGGCUAGUGGAAAGUAUGGAGUUGUUCGGGGUAGCCAGUAACAUGAAACAUCUAAUCUCAAGAAGUAUGGAGGAAUGGAAACAGAACUUACCUCCACAUGCAAAACCCUUGAGGAAGUUAACAUCAAAAGGGUUUUUUUUCAAGGCGACAGCCUAUCUCCGUUGCUAUUUGUAG
This is a messenger RNA of Penaeus indicus, 453 nucleotides long. RefSeq lists its product as uncharacterized. The record is from RefSeq and is a predicted model, not a curated record. NCBI's taxonomy places the organism in Eukaryota, Metazoa, Arthropoda, Malacostraca, Decapoda, Penaeidae. The coding region runs from base 1 to 453 and encodes 150 amino acids. The transcript has a single exon.